GACCAAAGGCGCCAGUAUACGACCAGACACCAGAGCGCUAGGGUGCUGCAUCGUUUUCUCUAGUGCCCGCGCGUGUGAGAAAUUAACGUUUCUGUCAAAUGUUGGGACGUUGAUUUCGCGUAAAUAAACGUAACCCAAUUCCAGGCUUCAUAUAACGCCAGCUUCUUAAUAAGGAGGAGUGAGGUGGAGGCUGGAGGAUGGCUACCGUAGAUGAGCUGGACCUGGACGUGGAGCUGGGGCCAGGCAACUCCUAUAUCAUCAAUAACCAAUCGUACAUCAGCAAAGCCGAGGUCUAUGGCGGCUACAGGUGCGGGGACCUGGGCCUCCUGCUGCCCUUCUUCUCGGAGUACACGUGGCCGGAGGAAGUGCGCGCCUUCCUCUACCUGGCCGGCCUCCUCUACUGCUUCCUGGGCGUCGCCAUCAUUGCUGACAUCUUCAUGGGCGCCAUCGAGAAGAUCACUAGCAAGACCCGCAAGGUGUAUCUGACAUCGGACAAGGAGGACGAGCCGGAGGUGAUAGAGGUGCGGAUCUGGAGCGACGCAGUGGCCAACUUGACACUAAUGGCCCUGGGUUCGUCAGCGCCCGAGAUUCUGCUCUCCAUCAUUGAGGUGAUCGGCAAAAAUUUUAAUAGCGGGGAACUCGGGCCAGGCACCAUCGUGGGCUCGGCCGCCUUCAACCUGUUUGUGAUCAUAGCGGUGUGCAUCAUGGCCAUCCCCAGCGGCGAGAUCAGGAGGAUCAGGGACAUUAAGGUGUUUGCAGUGACGGCGGUGUUCUCGGUGGUGGCAUACCUGUGGCUGCUGCUGAUCCUGGUGGCGGUGUCUGAGAACGAGGUGGAGGUGUGGGAGGCGGUGGUGACGCUGCUGCUCUUCCCGUCGCUGGUGGUGCUGGCCUGGCUCGCGGAGAAGAACCUGUGCGGCGUCCCCAACAAGACCGACACCAGUAAACAAAUCGAGCUUGGCAGUUUUCAGCCAGGUGAGACUGAGGAGGAGGGGCCAUGGGAGAGUUGUUUGGUGUGUCUGGGCAUAAGAGCCCCCCGCAGGGUCACCGCGGACAAGCUCCUGAAAGAGCGCCAGUACUUCAAAGAUGGUCAUCUGGACCGUGAUGGAUUGGUUGCCUUUAUUAAGGAGGUUAAAAACUACCCAGGACUUACAGAUGAAGAUGCUGCUGUGCUCGCUGCCUCCAAACUUGUAGAAUCACAGAGCCACUCUCGGAUGUGGUACCGUGUUGGUGCUGUACGCAGCAUGACUGGUGGACGCAAGACUCAACCUCAGCUCUCUUACAAACUUAAGGAGCGGUCUAAGGACAGGAAGAAAACGCUCAUCAUGCUAGAGGACGGCACGAACCAGGUCUACAAUGCUAUGAAUGAACAUCCUGAGGCACCGACUGUGGGAGAGGUACCGAAGGUGAUGCCACAUAGAAAUGCUAUCAUUGAGUUCCAUGCUGGGUCUUGUGCCGUUAUGGAAAAUAUUGGGAAAUUCCAAGUAGCUAUUUGUCGCAGUGGCAGAACUGACAAUGAAGUUAGCAUCAGGGUUGAGACUAUAGACGGAACAGCAACAGAGGAGCAGGAUUAUGUUGCAAUCAACGAGGUUGUCACUUUUCAACCAGGCGAAACAGAGAAGUUUAUUGAAGUGGAAAUCAUCAAUGACAACCAGUGGGAACCAGAUGAAGAAUUCUUUGUGAAGCUUUCAUUGCUGGUGGACAGUGAGAAGAGAUCAGGCGUACAGCUGGGACGCAUCUCCAUCAUGGAAAUAACCAUUCUCAAUGAUGAUGAGCCUGGAAUGGUAAUGUUCCAAAAGCGAGGCUUCCUGGUGAAGGAGAGCAUUGGGAGUGCAGUAAUCCCAGUUGUCCGCAAGAAUGGGGCUGAUGGAGAGAUUACUGUGAAGUGGCGAACAAUUGACAAGAGUGCUAUUUCUGGCCGUGACUUCGAGGGAGGAGAAGGUGCCCUCGUCUUCAAGCACACAGAGAUUGUACAAAACAUCGAGAUCCCCAUCAUUGAUGACAUGACACCUGAGAAGGAUGAGCACUUUGAGAUAGAAUUGUUUGAUCCAGAAGGUGGUGCCAAGUUGGGCCAAAUAAAUCGCACUGCUGUCACAAUUACAAAUGACGAUGAUUUUAACAACGUUCUGUCCAACAUGAUGAUGAUGACAAAUGCCAACCUUCACUCACUACAAGUACACCAUGAAACUUACCUCAGUCAGAUUAAAGAUGCUCUCAAUGUGAAUGGUGGAGAUAUUGAAAAUGCAUCUGGGAUGGAUUAUUUAAUGCACUUCUUUACCUUUGGAUGGAAGAUUAUCUUCGCCUUGGUGCCACCACCCGGCAUCCUUGGAGGCUGGCUGUGUUUCUUUGUCUCUCUAGCAGUAAUUGGUGUUCUAACUGCUAUUAUUGGAGACUUGGCUGCUAUUUUUGGUUGUCUUGUUGGGCUCAAUGACUCUGUUACAGCAAUUACGUUUGUAGCCUUGGGAACUUCACUUCCUGAUACCUUUGCAUCAAAAACUGCUGCUGUUCAGGAGAAAUAUGCUGAUAAUGCCGUAGGCAAUGUGACUGGCAGUAACUCGGUGAAUGUAUUCCUUGGUCUUGGUCUACCAUGGUUUAUUGCAUCUGUUUACCAUCUUAGUCAGGGCACCAAGUUUGUGGUUCAGGCUGGCAGUCUUGGAUUUAGUGUGGGUCUCUUCACAGGACUCUGUAUUGUGGCAAUUACCUUUCUCAUGGCUAGAAGAGUCUUUGGUGUGUUUGGGAAAGCAGAACUGGGUGGCCCUACAGUUCUGAAGUAUCUUUCUGCCUUCUUUUUAAUUGCUCUCUGGUUUGUAUAUGUGAUGGGUGCUUCAUUGCAAGCUUAUGGGUACUUCUAAGUAUAAUAACUUAACACUUUUAAAGUAUGUUAUGAAAAAAGUAAUUCAAAUUAGUAAUAGUCUUCAUAUAUAAAAAAGUCUAAUACUGAUAUUAUAAAGUUAACAAAUCUCUCUAUUAGUCAUCAACAGGUAAUAGUAGAUAAAACAAAUACAGUAGUAAUAUUUUAUAUUUUGAUGGAGUUUGUGCUUUUGAUUUGUGAUGUCUACAAUAUAACCAAAUGACAAUUUGAUGUGUGUCAGAUGUGUGUAAUGUUGAAUGCCUUUUGAAUUUUUAAUGCUUAAAUGAAAAGAUGUUUUAAUGUAUAUUCCUUGUACAGAAAAUACUGCAACUUAUUAUGAAUAGCUUAUUACAGUUGACAAAGGUAGAGAAGCAUUUCUUUCCUAGAAGUGACGAGGAAGACAUGUUUUAGACCAUAGUCAGUCGGUAAGUUAAGAGGCCAUCAAACCUACUUUAAUUGGUGUUAUGAACAAAGAUGUGCAAACAGCAGUGUAAUUAUUUUUGAUACAAAUAGAUGAUCUGUUUGAAGUUGUUUAUUUUCCUACUUGUAAAUGCUUGCCAAGGCAUUCCUCAUUCUUCUUUAUGACUGCUAGUUAAUAGCAAAUGUUUCAUUUCUGAACAAGUGGCAUGUGGAAUUCUUUGGCAGGUAUUUCAUGUGCUCCUUGGCAAGCCUGUAUUUCUCUUAAAAGUUUAACUAUGUUUGUUAUACUUUUUUAUUAUAUAAUUUAUAAUAUUUAAUAAACUUACAUUCAGUAUAUAACAAAUUUUAAGCAAUUUUUUUAUAUAGACAACUUAGACAAGUUUAAGUGCAGCUACCAAGGGCUACGGGUUUAAUAUAGAUGAAAGGUGACAAUUGUAUCAUUUGAGUGGCUUUUUUCACGAAGGAUUUAUUAAUACUGUAGUGAAAUAAAAUGAUGACUGAGGAAUGAAUUCCCUUUGACCUCAUCAUUUGGAAAUUGUGUUGUAUUUACUGAGUAAAUGUGUAAUAUUAUGACAUACUCUCCAAUUUAGCAUCCUUGUUCUUGUAUCCAAAUAAACUUUUGGUAUUAACUUUUACAUACAUUAUCUCUCUUUAAUAUAAUGUGCAUAAUUAGUAUUCAGUAUCCUUCAUAUAUUAAUUUUUUAAUUUCAAAUUUGGCAUUUUGAUGUCACAAUACAUUUAAUUAAUAGGAUAAAACUCCACACUUGUGUAUUUGUGAAAUUGAUGUAUAGAAUUACACAGACUUUCGCACUCUUCCGAGUGCUUUGUCAAGGUCUGAGUGUGUGGUUCGAACGAGACUUGCAUCUCAACGACUAACGAGCACAUUAGUCAUUGAGAUGUAAGUCUCGUCCCCACCACACACUCAGAUCUUGACAAAGCAUUCAGGAGUGUGAAAAACUUGCCUUGAGGUGCUUGAGGUGCUUCCGGGGCUUAGCGUCCCCGCGGCCCGGUCGUCGACCAGGCCUCCUGGUUGCCGGACUGAUCAACCAGGCUGUCGGACGCGGCUGCUCGCAGCCUGACGUAUGGUGUAAUUCUUUACAUCAAUUUCACAAAUACAUAAGUGUGGGUUUUUAUCCUAUGUUAAAAUGUCUGAUAAGACAUUACUAAUACAUUUAGUAUUGUUGGAAAUUAAUCUAAUCUGAAUUAUUGAGAAUCUUUAGUUUAUAGUCUUUGAAAUUUAUUCCUCUCAAUUUUUAUUUAAAUUUAAAUUCUCUACAGGAAUAAUUUCAAAAGUUUGUACUUAAGUUAAGCAUAUUUAUGAUGGUUUCCAUUUUCACAGAGUGGCUGAAAGCUCUCAAGUAUCAAUGUUUAGUGAUGUUGAGAACAAAUAUGUCAGAUAUGCUCUCACAAAAGUAUAAGUUAUAUAAUAAUAAUGUGUCAGCAUCUCACAGCUCAUUUUCUUAACUUCAUUUAUCCUGUGAUAAUGUUAAUUUACAACAUUUUAGCACAUUACCUUGUUGAACAUCAUUAAAUGGAAAGCCUUAUAAAUGAAGAGAAUAAAACCUA
This is a messenger RNA of Procambarus clarkii (red swamp crayfish), 4834 nucleotides long. The record is from RefSeq and is a predicted model, not a curated record. Lineage: Eukaryota; Metazoa; Arthropoda; Malacostraca; Decapoda; Cambaridae.